Colletotrichum karsti is the source of this 1053-nucleotide messenger RNA. RefSeq lists its product as uncharacterized. Lineage: Eukaryota; Fungi; Ascomycota; Sordariomycetes; Glomerellales; Glomerellaceae. Bases 1 to 1053 code for a protein of 350 amino acids. The transcript is spliced from 3 exons. The record is from RefSeq and is a predicted model, not a curated record.
AUGAGCUCACCUGCGCAAGCCGGGCCUUCGGUCCCGAAGGAGAAGAAGGGUUUGGGAAAGAUCUUGUCUAGGGCCAAGACUGUUUUCAAGAGAGGCGAUGGCUCCUCCAAGCGGAUGUCCACUCUGUCCACCGCCGGGCAGCAGCCUCCCGCGCAGUCCACUACUCCUGGCCAGACUCAGACCCCCGCCGCCGAGACCGCUGCUCCCAAGGAAACCUCGAAGGAAACCCCCAAGGAGCCCACCAAGAGCAAGUACGAGGACAUGGAGGGCGUCGUGAAGGUGCCCCGUUCCGAACUCUUCGAAGAGCGCGCCAGGAAGUUGGGCGAGAGAUUCGGCCUCGAGAUCAAGCAGAGCGAAUGGAUUUCCACCGAGGGCACCGCUCUCCGCGUCGAGAAGCCCAUCCGCAUGCGUGUUCACCGAACCUGCCACAAGUGCAACGCGACCUUCGCCGCCGCCAAAGAGUGCCCCAGCUGCCAGCACGUCCGUUGCACCAAGUGCGUCCGUCACCCGCCCAAGCGAACCGAGGCCGAGCGCAUCGCCAGCCGCGAGAAGCGGGCUGCCAUCCUCAAGGCCCAGAAGGAGAACGCACCCAUCGUUCCCGACUACUCGUACGACGCCAAGGAUGCGAAGGAUAUCGUUUUGAAGCGCCCCAGCAAGACUGGCGGCCAGGAUCUCAUUUACAAGAAACCGAGACAGAGAGUUCGCAGAACUUGCCACGAGUGCCAGACGCUCUUUGUUGCCGGCAGCAAGACUUGCUCCAAGUGCGCCCACAACCGUUGCACCGACUGUCCCAGAGACCCGCCCAAGAAGGACAAGUAUCCGUUCGGAUACCCCGGCGACGAGUUUGGGCCGAAUGCUGUGCCGCAUCACGAAUGCUACAAGUGCAAGACGAUAUACCCUGGCGGCGCAGAAGACGGCACCGAGUGCAAGAAGUGUGGUCACCAGAAGGACGCCAACUGUCCUCGCCUGAAGCCACGCAAGGUCGAACCGGAACCAGACCCGGAAAUCCUCAAGAGCAUACAGGCCAAAAUCGAGGCGCUAAAACUCAAGUAA